Messenger RNA from Arabidopsis lyrata subsp. lyrata, 2204 nucleotides. Its product is annotated as transcription factor bHLH74. The record is from RefSeq and is a predicted model, not a curated record. Bases 944 to 2038 code for a protein of 364 amino acids. Gene Ontology annotation, biological process: regulation of DNA-templated transcription. NCBI's taxonomy places the organism in Eukaryota, Viridiplantae, Streptophyta, Magnoliopsida, Brassicales, Brassicaceae. The transcript is spliced from 8 exons. Gene Ontology annotation, molecular function: protein dimerization activity; DNA-binding transcription factor activity. Gene Ontology annotation, cellular component: nucleus.
AAAUACAAGUAUUAUUAUUUAUUACUGUAUCCUUUGAUUCUAUAAAGUUGGGAACUUGAUGCUUGCUUUGUUGUUUGUUCAAGUAACCCAACUUGUGUGAAUCUCUCUGUUUUUUUUCCUCAUUUUUAUUUAUUCCUUUAAAAAUUCUACAUUCACCCCAAUUCAAGCAAAAACAGCAUUUGAUACUCUUUGAAUUGAGUGUACUAUCUCUUCCCUUAUUUAUCUGAUUUAGGUUUAACAGUGAUGAGGUAAAUUCCCACCGAAGAAUUUGAUUCUUCUUUUGUACUCUCUCUUUCGAAAGCAACCACAAUCUUGGAGUAUCUCUAAUAGGGCUUGUCUCCAUUUCCUUAAUUCCCAAAAUUCUUGCUUCUCUGUCUCAAUUCCUCUGAUCUCUCAAGCUUUUACAUUUGAAAGGCCUAAUCUUUUUUUUGUUUUUGUUUUUUGGUUUCUGUCCCUCUUGAAGCUGAAGAGAUUGGUUUAUGAGAUAGUGACUUUGCUCUCUCACUCUCUUAAAAGCGAAUCUACUUUUCCUUUUUUUUUUUUUUUGCUUUCUUUUCCUUUUUAUUUCUCUUGUGAGCUGUAACUUAGCUAAAUCCAUUGCUUGUUACCACUUUAUGCUCUGAAAGUUCUCAGCUUUCUUUGUCUAUGAUAAGUCUAUUUGUUCUCUUUAAUUAUUUUCUUCGCUUGACUUGAGUAUGAAUAAGCAUUUAUCCUAGGCUUCUUUCUCUCUCUCCCCCUCUUUCCUAAAAGAACCUGUGACUUGCUUCUGCUACAUUAGAUUUGAUGCUCUGUUGAUUUGUUUUUCCUUUCUCUUUCCUCUUUCUCCACUGUAUAAAAUCUGCAAACUAGUUUACUUCAGCUGUUCCUUGUCUAAGUCUUGCAAAGUAGCAGGUUUUGAAAUUGGAAAACAUUUUUCUUUCGAGGGUGUUGUUGAAGCAGAGGAAUGGGUGGUGAGAGUAAUGAAGGAGAGAUGGGUUUUAAGCAUGGAGAUGAUGAGAGUGGUGGGAUCCCAAGAGUUGGAAUUACAUCAAUGCCCUUGUAUGCAAAGGCAGAUCCUUUCUUCUCUUCUGCAGAUUGGGAUCCAGUUGUCAAUGCUGCUGGUGGCUUCUCAAGCUCUCAUUACCAUCCUUCAAUGGCGAUGGAUAAUCCAGGGAUGAGUUGCUUCUCUCAUUACCAACCCGGUUCUGGUUCCGGUUUUGCAGCAGACAUGCCUGCUAGUCUUCUUCCGUAUGGUGAUUGUGGAGGUGGUCAAAUUGGUCAUUUUCUUGGUUCAGACAAGAAAGGGGAAAGAUUGAUCAGAGCUGGAGAAUCAUCUCAUGAGGAUCAUCAUCAGGUUUCAGAUGAUGCUGUUCUUGGUGCUUCCCCAAUUGGGAAAAGAAGGCUACCUGAAGCCGAAUCACAAUGGAACAAGAAAGCUGUGGAGGAAUUUCAAGAAGACCCUCAAAGGGGAAGUGACCAGAGCCAGAAGAAACACAAGAAUGAUCAGAGUAAAGAGACGGUGAACAAGGAGAGCUCACAAAGUGAAGAAGCACCGAAAGAAAACUACAUUCAUAUGAGGGCAAGAAGAGGCCAAGCCACUAAUAGUCACAGUCUUGCAGAGAGGGUUAGAAGAGAAAAGAUCAGUGAAAGGAUGAGAUUGCUUCAAGAACUUGUUCCUGGAUGCAACAAGAUCACCGGGAAAGCGGUUAUGCUCGAUGAAAUCAUCAACUAUGUUCAGUCAUUGCAACAGCAAGUUGAGUUUUUGUCUAUGAAACUUGCGACGGUGAAUCCAGAAAUCAACAUUGAUAUAGACAGGAUUCUUGCCAAAGAUCUUCUGCAAUCAAGAGACAGAAACACUCCUACACUCGGGCUGAAUCCUUUUAGCGGUUUUCAAGGGACCAUACCGAACCUUUCUACCACCACAAAUCCACAAUACAACCCAUUACCUCAGACAACACUAGAGAGUGAACUACAAAACCUUUACCAGAUGGGGUUCGUCUCAAAUCCAACGACUAUGUCCAGUUUCUCACCUAAUGGUCGAUUGAAACCUGAGCUCUAAUACUUAAAGGACACGGAAAAUUUGCAGGGAGUUUGUAUAGAAGAUGGCUUUGGUUCUAAGUAUCAUAUGCGUUCGUUCUUCCAUAUUAUUUUUUCUAAGCAGAAGGAUUUGGAUUCUCAGUUGUUGUUUUUGCUUUUCCCCAACGAAGAAUGCAUUUAUCAAAUAU